This is a messenger RNA of Oreochromis niloticus (Nile tilapia), 2324 nucleotides long. RefSeq names its product meiosis-specific, MEI4 homolog (S. cerevisiae) (gene mei4). Bases 223 to 1164 code for a protein of 313 amino acids. NCBI's taxonomy places the organism in Eukaryota, Metazoa, Chordata, Actinopteri, Cichliformes, Cichlidae. Gene Ontology annotation, biological process: DNA recombination; oogenesis; homologous chromosome pairing at meiosis. The record is from RefSeq and is a predicted model, not a curated record. The transcript is spliced from 5 exons. Gene Ontology annotation, cellular component: lateral element.
CCAUACAAUUUAAAUUAAAAAUAACAUUUUUAAUGCAGUAAUUUAAAUCUUAUAACUUAUAAUCUUAUAUCCUUUUUUAUAAUAGCUGCCUCUGAGAAGCUGAAUCCUCCCUGUAACAGAUUUUGUGUAACAUCUGUCUAGCUGCUAAAGCUAAGUUGGCUCUGAAACUGAAGGACUUUCAGUUAAGUUUAUUCGGAAGGUGAGGAGGACAAGCAGCGGCUAAUGGAGAAAGAGGAUGGCGGCUUAACAGGACUGAGUCGAGCCGAGUGGUUUUCCAUGCAGGCUAAAGUGGCGGUGGCGGUGGCUUUAAUAAGAAACCGCCCCCCGGGUAUGAGCAGCAGGCAGUACGCUGAGGCUCUGGGCUGCAGGCUGAGGAGUCAGGAUGAAGGCUGGAAGAAGAAAGCAGAGGAGCUGCAGCGGGAGGUGCUGAGGCUGCGGCAGGAAGCGCUGAUCGCCACAGCGACGUGCGCCUCAAAGAGCAGCACGCAGGGGGCAGACAGCAGCAGGAUGGAUGACCCUUCCCAGGAUCUGUUUGGUCCGGGAAGAGUGGAGUUCAGCAAAGAACCUCGGCCAGACUGUGACUCAGAGACUCCCGAGCUCUUCCUGCAUGAAGCAGAGCCUGCCGCCGCUUCCCUUCCACCGCUGGUUCCCUGCAGUCACCGUGAUGAAGCUGCGCUGCAUCCUCAUGUGCAGUUCAUGCAGUCGCUGUGUGCCCUGCAUCGAGUGGAUGGGAACAGCAGAGCAGUGGAGGCUCUGUGGUUCGGGUGUGAUGGAGACGUGGGGUCAGUACUCGCCGACACUGUGUGCCAGCUCCUUGACUCUGUGGCGGCAGCCUGCAGGGAUUCUUCCACGCUGGGAUCACACAACCUGCUCCUGAAGGCCUGCCAGAUCGCUGCCCAAGCGAUGGACCUCUACUGCUCCCAACAGCUGCCGUCGGCUGAGCUCGUGAGACGUGUGGAAGAGCCACUGAGGGAGCUGAGCGGGAUGCUGCUCCACAGUGAUUGGCCCGAUGGGCUCGAGCCUGCGGAGAAGCUGAUGCAGUACGUGAUUGCGCUGGGAAGCAGCCGCAUGUCAGCAUCUUUGCUCGUUCGUCACAUCCUCUCGGAGAUCGGCGCCCUGGCCGAUCAGCUCUGGCAAGCCUUCCAGGACACGAGUUCUCAGUGAGUAGUGAGGAGGGCGUGAGGAUGAGGAGCAGCAGCACGGUGUAGGCCGGCGUUCCUGUCUGACAUACGCCCUCAGAGAUGCUCCAGCCCAGUGCCGCUGUCCUUGGAGCGACGCAGCAUACAGAUAAGCUGCACCAUCUGGACGCUGCGCUGUUCUGUCAGAGGUCCGUGACGCUCGGUGGCAGCCCCUUAGGACAAAGCACGCAGAGAUCCGCCAAACCUCUGGGCAGUGUAAAUGCCACUCUGACGCCAUUACUAUGCACCCUAAGCGGUUGCUGUCCUGGCGUCUGCCUUUUAUGCAAAGUGUCGGUGGAUGCUUCAUCCUUUUCUUUUUCUUUUUUUUAAACUGAUAGUGCAGAGGAUUUUUAGAAGGGUGAAAACAGACAAAAGCACCAAAUCUCAGCUGCUGAACAAGCUGAAAACCAGACAACAAAUAAAUGUCUUUAGGGUGCAAAUGGGCCCAAAUCAAGCAAAACACUAUAAACUAGCACUGAAACUGCACCCACGACACAAGAAGAUGUAAAACUCGGUCAACAGACCGACGUGAGCAAGUUAAUUAAUAAGAUAAAAAUGAGAAACAACAGAAAAAGAAACAACAGUCAGCGGUAAACACAAACAGAAAGGCAACAAAAGGAUGCUAAACACUUAUUAAAAUUACAGAAGACUCUUGAUUAAAAUCAAGAGUAGAACUUUAAAAAUGUAAGAAUCGAAACUUGAAACCAAUCAACAAUCAACAUUAAUCCAGUAAAAAUUAUUACAGGGUAAAAACAAAAUAACUGAGGUAAGGUUAGAAACCAGACUACUGAAGGCAGGCAGUGGCGUUACGCAGAAGCUAAAGGUGAUAAAUGUGCUUUUUUGAGAUUCAGCAGUUUAACAGAGUAAAUGCAGGAUGAGGUUUUUGGUUUCCUGAACCUUUUAGGAAAAGUCUUAGAUGAUUAAAAAUCAGUUUUAAGUAAGCUGCUUUCUGAAUAGAUUAUUUAUGUAUGAGAUGUAAGGACAGAGUUGUGAGAACAGACCCAUAAAAAUGGCCUCCCUUUGUUUGAAGGUACUUAAUAUUCCUUCAGGUCAAUUUUAAUCCCCAGGACAUGGAGGAAACGGCAGGAAAUAAAUCUUUGGUGUGGUAAAAGCGUUUUCAGCGUGAUGUGACGUCACUGCCGCAGU